Molecule: messenger RNA, 1444 nt
Organism: Bactrocera oleae (olive fruit fly)
Lineage: Eukaryota; Metazoa; Arthropoda; Insecta; Diptera; Tephritidae
Molecular function (GO): 2-oxoglutarate-dependent dioxygenase activity
Source: RefSeq, a predicted model, not a curated record
CAAUUAUGAUUUUAUGAGCAUUAACUUCAAAUCAUAAAAAAUAGUUGAGGAUUUUUUCUAAUAAAGAACGUUAUCAUACCUCUCAGAUAGACAUAUACGAACAGCGAACUAGCGAUAUCUCUUUAUCGAUUUUAAAACAAGGAACACUAUCUGUGAGGAUAGCAUCAGCUGUUUAACAUCUCCAUUGUUUACAAUUUCCACUGAUAAAUUAAACCUGAGAAUGUAGAUUACAUUCUCUGCUAAAACGAUACACCGAAGUUCCUAAUUCGUAUUUAUCAAAAAUGUUUGUCUAAAGUUCAAGCAACUGCAGUUGUGCCAGUUUUGGUAACAUAAACGUGAUGUUUUUGUUUUGGAACCGGUCAUCAUCCAGAAAUGUUACUCCCACAGCGAAGCGAACGCGCGAAGCUCUUGGGGAAGAUUUUGUGCGAAAACUGGACGCAUUACACGAUGACGCUUUGCGCACUGGUCUAGUAACAACAUCGGAUUUACAAGAAGCGUAUAGAAAAUCUCGAGAUGCAGAUCUUAAUCCGAAUAGAAUUAAUUUGUGGUAUGUGCUAGGCAUAUUGGCGUUCAUAAUGGUAGUAACGCCUAUAUUUUAUGAAAUAAUUACGUUUCUUUUGGGAGUACGUUGCUUUUUACCCAAUAAUUAUAUUGUGUCGGAGGCAACAAGACCUAUAAGCGACUGUGACUUCUGCAGAGAUGUAUCAGGACCAAAGAUACUACAAAAUCUUACGCGUGAAGAGUUUGCACCUUACGCAUAUUCCUCUCAGCCAAUUAUAAUCAAAAAUGCUGUCGCACACUGGAAAGCUAAGCAACUUUUAAAUUUCGAUUAUCUUAAAGGCUUAUAUGAACGUAUACCCGGUGCAAUGGACGAGAGCUGUCCAUUUCUUCAUUUUCGUUCAGAUUUCAAAUCGUUGCAUGAUGUCUUUGCAAUGCCUAACGCACGUUCUAAUUUAAGCAUAGGUGAAACGCCGUGGUAUGUUGGUUGGAGCAAUUGCCAUCCAGUGGUAUUGGAAGAAUUACGGAAACUCUAUCCGCGUCCACAUUUUUUACCAGUUGAUGCUGAAAUGCCAAAUACGGAUUAUAUAUUUAUUGGCUAUGAACAAGGCGAUUUUAUGCAUUUGGAUUAUAUUCCGCGUCUUGUUUGGCAAGCUCAGUUGCAAGGCAACAAAAGUUGGAUUGUAGCACCAACUCCAGAAUGUGAUCACGUUUGUCAAUCGUUUUCCUUCUAUGUAGAACCUGGUGAUGCAGUAUUGGUUGAUACCAGAAUUUGGUACCAUGGCAGUUCUAUUCCUAACAAAGGACAAUUCGCACUCACCAUACAAUCGGAGUACGGUUAAGCAACAAUAUUCACUCGUAAGAUUGCAUUUAACGCAAUAUUUGUUUAGCUAUAAGUAUUUUACAAUAGUAAUUUUAAAUAACACCACGUAAUUAACGAAACAAA